Opisthocomus hoazin is the source of this 1404-nucleotide messenger RNA. The record is from RefSeq and is a predicted model, not a curated record. NCBI's taxonomy places the organism in Eukaryota, Metazoa, Chordata, Aves, Opisthocomiformes, Opisthocomidae.
AUGGACAGGCAGCUCGUGGCGGGGCAGGAGGCAGCUAAACCUGCCCGCUCGCCCUCCCGAGCCGAGCGGGACCCGGCGGCGGGCAGCCAGCUCAGCAUCCUCCCGGCUUCGUGCGUGCAGUACCGCUUGGUGGUUCGGGACGCGAGCACCCUGCAGCUGCUCCAGCUGUACACCUGCCUGGACCAGAUCCAGUACGUCGAGUGGUCGUCCGACUCCCUGUUCAUACUCUGCGCCAUGUACAAGCGUGGGGUGGUGCAGGUCUGGUCCCUGGAGCAGCCGGACUGGCACUGCAAGAUAGACGAGGGCUCAGCAGGAUUGGUGGCUUCAUGCUGGAGUCCGGAUGGUCGUCACAUUCUCAACACGACCGAGUUCCAUCUGCGGAUAACUGUGUGGUCCUUGUGUACAAAAUCUGUAUCUUACAUCAAGUACCCCAAGGCUUGUCAGCAGGGGAUAGCUUUCACUAAGGACGGCCGCUAUAUGGCAGUAGCAGAAAGACGUGACUGCAAGGACUUCGUCAGCAUCUUUGUAUGCAGCGACUGGCAGCUACUGAGACAUUUUGACACUGAAACGCAAGAUCUGUUUGGGAUUGAAUGGGCUCCUAAUGGCUGUGUUCUGGCAGUGUGGGAUACGUGUCUGGAGUAUAAAAUAUUGCUGUACUCCCUUGAUGGCAGACUGCUAUCCACGUAUCGGGCUUAUGAAUGGUCACUAGGCAUAAAAUCUAUCGCCUGGAGUCCCAGCAGUCAAUUUCUGGCAAUUGGCAGCUAUGAUGAAAAGGUGCGUAUCUUGAACCAUGUAACAUGGAAGAAGAUCACAGAGUUUGAGCAUCCAGCAACCAUUGCUAACACGAAGACUAUUGUGUAUAAAGAAGUGGAGAAAUCCCCAUCUGUUGAAACAGAGAGACUUUCUUUCCCUCCAGCAAGAGCAUUGGCUAGUUCUCUCUUCAGCACACAGAGUAAAUAUGACAUUUCCGAGGUGCCAGUUUCUUUACAGUACAUCAAGCCAGUUGCUGACAGGGCAAAUCCCAAAAUGGGAAUUGGGAUGUUGGCAUUCAGUCCAGAUAACUGUUUCCUGGCAACCAAAAAUGAUAACAUUCCUAAUGCUGUCUGGAUCUGGGACAUUCAGAAGCUGAAGCUGUUUGUAGUCUUGGAGCAGCUGUGUGCGAUCCAGUCUUUCCAGUGGGAUCCGCGGCAGCCUCGCCUUGCUGUAUGCACAGGAAAUAGCAAAGUCUACUUAUGGUCCCCAGCUGGCUGCGUGGCGGUGCAGGUUCCCGUGGAGGGUGACUUCCAGAUCGUGUCUCUCUCCUGGCAUUCCAGCGGAGACUCCAUGGCGCUUCUGAGUAAGGACAACUUUUGUGUGUGUUACUUGGAAAGAGAAGAGGUAAAAUAACAAUCAUUUGCAUUAAAA